CCGAACUUUGGAUUCCGGUGGUUCCUGCAAUUUUCUAGAAACACCCCUGCGGGAAGAGUAUUCGAGGCAGGUUCCGUGGCGAGCGGAGCUGCUAUAAAUUCAGCCAAGGGGGAGGUCAAGCUGUUUCCAUAUUUACCUCGCCAGGUCCUCCGCCAUUUCUUCGCAGAUAGGUUUGCUUCGAGUUUAAGGAAGUUGUUCUAGUUCCGUGCCCAAGGGUUUCUCAUCCGCCAAUCCCUAUUCAACUGAUCGAGGGAUACUUUGAUUUUCCUGAGGCUGCGACUGAGAAGGAAAGGGAGAAAGAUUACCUUAUUUUGGGAGAUCCCGGAUCAGAUAGGUAACUUGUGCCAUCAAGAGCAGUAGAGUUCAACAAACGAAAGAGGGGAAAAUGGCAAUUGGACAGGCUAUGCCGAAGGGGUCUCUUGCCACAAGCUUGAGCUUUCCAAGCAGCGGCAGCACUAGGAUCCUGGGGAGGAAGAGGGUUGCCGUUUCGCCGGCUCCAAGCCCCUCCGGCCCACACUCGCCGGUGCGGACUCUGCGCAAGCAGCGCAGCAUCAGGUUCCACAUGGACGACACCGUCUGCAUUCUUGAAUCACUGCCUCAGGAUGUCUUGGUUAAAGUCUUGUGCAAGGUGAACCACAGUGACCUGAGGCAGCUCCUCCUAGUGUCGAAACUAGUCAGCGAAGCAACAGUUGUUGCUAAAGAGCUGCAUUUCGCUUUCGCAACGCCUUCCAAGGCCGCCGUUAGAGGCGAGGAGGAGGAGGAGGACGAAGGCCCCGGGGCGCCCAAGCAACACAGGGUUGCACGGUCACGCCACCGGGGCAAGAACCUGGCGAGCCUCGCCGUGAAUCUGUCGGCGUCCUUCGACAGCUUGAUGUCAGAGGUGUAGGUGUAAAUACCACGGCCCAUUUUUCGCAUGUACUUUGCCCAUCUUUAGUGUUUCUUCUUUGAUAGCUCACGUCGGACAGAGGAACUUAGGUAGUGAUAUAUAUAUAGUCAUAUCAUAUGUGUGUUAGUGGUAAGUUAUAUAUGAUCAUUCUUCAAUGCUGUGAUUGAAGAGGACACGAUGUUUUAUUUCUGUGUAUGUAUUAGUUUUAGAGUAAGUUAUAAGCGUCCUGAGUGUUGGAACUCAGAAGAGAUGAGAUAUGUCUCUUCUCCUUUGUGCAUGCUGUAGUGUACGAUCUCUGUAUACUGAUGCUACAAACAUGGGGAUGUACUCUUGUCGUUACAGAAUAAAUCAGUUUGUUUGGUCA
This is a messenger RNA of Brachypodium distachyon (stiff brome), 1250 nucleotides long. Its product is annotated as F-box protein SKIP27. The transcript has 4 exons. Gene Ontology annotation, molecular function: protein binding. The record is from RefSeq and is a predicted model, not a curated record. Bases 386 to 886 code for a protein of 166 amino acids. NCBI's taxonomy places the organism in Eukaryota, Viridiplantae, Streptophyta, Magnoliopsida, Poales, Poaceae.